Drechmeria coniospora is the source of this 2619-nucleotide messenger RNA. RefSeq lists its product as uncharacterized. Lineage: Eukaryota; Fungi; Ascomycota; Sordariomycetes; Hypocreales; Ophiocordycipitaceae. The record is from RefSeq and is a predicted model, not a curated record. Gene Ontology annotation, molecular function: serine-type exopeptidase activity; transmembrane transporter activity. The transcript is spliced from 7 exons. The coding region runs from base 1 to 2619 and encodes 872 amino acids. Gene Ontology annotation, biological process: proteolysis; transmembrane transport. Gene Ontology annotation, cellular component: membrane.
AUGAGUCACGCAGAACCGGUGCUGGAGAAUCAGCCGCAGGAAGAGGAGGAGAAGCGAAUGGCCCACCAGAAAUCAGAGGAUGUCGACGUGGACAUGCCAUACACCCUUCUCAGCAAAAACGAGAGGCGCUGCAUCACGGCGUUGAUUGCUUUUGCUGCCUGGUUCUCGACCUUGAGCAGUUUCAUCUUCUACCCAGCCAUCUCCCGGAUUGCAAGCGACCUCGGUACCACGACGCAGCUCAUCCACAUCACCGUCACUGCCUACCUCCUCGUCUCCGGUGUCGCCCCGUCCAUCUUGGGGGGCGCAGCAGAUAGUUUUGGGCGACGGCCGGUGUAUCUUCUUGCCUUGACGCUGUACGUCGGCGCCAGCAUCGGCUGCACACUGCAAAAUUCGCUGCCGGCCUUGCUGGUGCUGCGUGUAGCCCAAGCGGCGGGAAUAUCAGCGACCGUUUCGGUGGCGUACGGUGUCGUCGCGGACAUUGCCCCUCCGAGUGAACGUGGAGCGUACGUCGGCGCUGUUUCUUUCGGCAUCACAACAGCGCCCAGCAUUGGCCCCGUGAUUGGCGGUGCUCUGGCCCACGGGCCUGGAUGGAGAUGGAUAUUCGGAUUUCUCGCCAUCGCCUCGGGCGUUUGCCUCGCCGCCAUCAUGGUAUGCCUGCCGGAGACCAACCGAGGGCUGGUCGGAAACGGCGGCAGCAAGCCGCCUCCGUACUGCAACCCGCUCUUCACCGCCAUCAUACGACCGUGGAAACGGAAUCACGGCCUGGAGGCGCCGCUUGACCUUUCCAAAGCUGGAGCAGGCAACCCGCUGAAGAGCUUGGCGAUGCUGGGACGAAAGGACACGGCGACGAACAUUGUGGCCGGCGGGAUCCUGUACGUCGUCUACUGUUGCGUCCACACGUCGCUUUCGUCGACAUUCAUCCAGGUCUACUCCUUCAACGAGUUGCAGGCCGGCUUGGUAUAUUUGUCCUUUGGUGCCGGCGCCGUCCUCUCGACUCUGGUGUCGGCAAAGCUCAUCGACCACGACUACCAUGUCACGGCCAAGACGCACGGGCUACCAGAGAAGCAUUUGAACGGGGACGAGCUGCUGUCGUUUCCCAUCGAAAAGGCCCGAAUGAGAAGCGUAUGCGUCCCGUCCGUUUCGUCCGUCGCCUUUACUGUUCUCUAUGGAUGGCUCGCCGAUAAGGAGGUGCACUUUGCGGCCGUCUUGACCGUUCUAUUCUUCAUGGGCUGGUCGAUUCAGACCUGCUUCAAUAUUAUCAAUACGAUCUUGAUCGACAUCAACCAGGAUGCACCCGCCACCGCCCAGGCAGCGUUCAACCUCGUCCGGUGCAUCUUGGCGGCCGCCUUUAUCGCUUGUCUCCAAGAGAUGAUUGACGGCAUAGGUCUCGGAUGGACAUUUACCAUCCUAGUCGGCCGCUUCACCGCCCUGGCCGGAACGAGUCUUGCCACCUCCGUGCUGGCACUGGCCCUCACAGAGACGGCCGGAGAUGCUUCUACCAUCCACCCGCCGCAGAUGGCCACUCCUUUUUCUUCCGCCACGGCCCGCGGCUUUGGACGUUUCGUGAAGCGUGCUGCGAACCCUCACACCAAGAGCCGCACUCGAAUGAAUUUUUCCUUUGCCGUACUGGCUCGAUAUUAUGAACGAUCAGUAUGGCAACUCUACUACCGACUUCGGCGUGGCGAGUCGAGCGAUGACUUGUACCGACACAUCCCUGGCCAUGGCUUCAUCUCUCGGCUGACGAGGGCGACGGGCAGUAUUGACCUCCUCUUGGAGCACCGACAAUACAGAGUUGGCUUCCUGAAUUCUAACGUUGCUGUCGAAAACCUCUGUUUCUUAUCGACCGAGCUGGCCCUCGCCGACGCGGCCUACUUUGCCACCCACGUCGAGCACCCUGGACUCGAACGCCGCAACCUUGCGGCACCCGACACGCCGUGGAUUCGCCAUGGGGGUUUCUACGUCGGAGGCCUUUGGGCCUUUGCCGGGAACGUAUAUCUGGAUGUCUUCUGCGGCGCCAUUUCGUCCUUGGGUGUGACGGAAGUCGUCGACGAAUUCUGGCAGCACCACGCGGCCUCGGGAUUCUAUGUGACGGCCGACUAUGCGUCCACGCGGCAGACGCUGACGGAUGUUGUCGAUAAAACGCCCUCUAGCAGCGAUAGUCGGACGCCGUCUAAAAUAAAUAGCUCUUUGGCCUUGGCGAGCUCUGGAACCAUGAGUGUGCCAUCCAUUCGACAGGCCCUUUCCACGACUUUCCACCCAGGUGGCUUCCUACGAACAGCAGAUGACUUUGAUACGUUCUGCACCGCCAUUCCAUCUGGCAGCCUUUUUCCGAAGAUAAAACAACUUUCUUCACAGCUUGACCGCCCUCUCGGCCGUACGAGAUAUGGUGAAGAGAUAAGAGGUAGAGACGCCACCGACACGCAUGCCAACUGCAUCGGCUACACGAAAAAUCUCACCGCCGAGGACAUGUCGUACAGCAUGAACCUGCCGUGCCGGCGACAGAUUACCUUUGCAUACCGCGCAAACGGCCCAAAUCACCGGCUUCGUGUCCAUUCACGGUCCCCAUCAGGAGCACGCCAUCUGUUGCGACCACACGUCUGCGGGCACGCUGCACUUUAG